UUUAGAAAAUGAUUACUUACUCACUCUUUAAACUCAAUCUUCUUCUACAUAAUGACAAAUUCUUCAUUUGUUUUUCAUUCUUCACUUUAUUUUGAUUCUCUGCCCAUCCGUUUCUUAUUCUCACUCCCAUUCUGCUAUAUAUAUAGUAGCCAGUUCUUUCUCCAUUUUUAUUCACUCUGUGUUCAUUUCAUCGUCCUUUCUUCUCAUCUUCCCCGUUUCAACAAAGAAAAAUGGUGGGACCUACCUUUGAACAACAGCUCAGAAACCUCCUUCGCUCCAUGCAUGACCAGGGUAUUCUGGAUCAUCAUUUUGAGAAUGUCAGGAGAUUGCAGGCUCACGGGAAUCCGCAUUUUCUCACCGAAGUGAUCACUAUGUUCGUCAAUGAUGCUGAUGGUUCCAUGGGAGAAAUAACCAGACUCAUCAAUCAACCUGAACUGGACUACGAAACUUUAGGUCAGUAUCUCCAUCAGCUGAGGGGGAGUAGCGCGAGCAUUGGCGGUUGCCGGAUGGCUAAUGCUUGUCGUGAAUUUCGCCAAGCUGUUGAUGCCAGGGACAAGGAAAGGUGCAUAAACGGUUUUCAUGGGAUUAGACAUGAGUAUCGGGAUCUUCGCGCUUGCUUUGAUAGUAUUUUGCAGAUACAGAGAUCAAUCAUAGAAUAUGAGAAUCGAAGGCGUCAACCAUAGAGAGCUGCCCAUGAAAGGGGACCUAAAUGCCUGCUUAAUUAGGUUAUGUUUAUAUGAAUAAAUUAAGUUAAAUAGAAGUAAACAUGGAACUUGUUUGAGGACAACUUGUUUGGUAGAUUUGAGGAUGUUUCAUUUGGUGUGUUUGUUUCAUCAUUCAUAUUUGUGUGUGAACUCUGAACAUCAAUACUGCUUUUGUUAGGCAAUGUGUUUGAACCUAUUAAAGCAUGUUAUUUGAAGCAGGCAAUGUUUCACUUGAAGGAA
This is a messenger RNA of Mangifera indica (mango), 944 nucleotides long. Its product is annotated as histidine-containing phosphotransfer protein 2-like. NCBI's taxonomy places the organism in Eukaryota, Viridiplantae, Streptophyta, Magnoliopsida, Sapindales, Anacardiaceae. The transcript is spliced from 6 exons. Gene Ontology annotation, molecular function: histidine phosphotransfer kinase activity; protein histidine kinase binding. Bases 231 to 683 code for a protein of 150 amino acids. The record is from RefSeq and is a predicted model, not a curated record. Gene Ontology annotation, cellular component: cytoplasm; nucleus. Gene Ontology annotation, biological process: phosphorelay signal transduction system; cytokinin-activated signaling pathway; phosphorylation.